Molecule: messenger RNA, 2143 nt
Organism: Spizellomyces punctatus DAOM BR117
Lineage: Eukaryota; Fungi; Chytridiomycota; Chytridiomycetes; Spizellomycetales; Spizellomycetaceae
Exons: 8
Coding region: 271-2052 (593 amino acids)
Biological process (GO): microtubule cytoskeleton organization; regulation of exit from mitosis; positive regulation of cytokinesis
Cellular component (GO): mitotic spindle; spindle pole; nucleolus
Molecular function (GO): protein serine/threonine phosphatase activity; protein tyrosine/serine/threonine phosphatase activity
Source: RefSeq, a predicted model, not a curated record
AAUCACUUGUAAGGUCGGGGAUUUCUUUUUGGGCUGUUGAGAUCUAUAGUUAUCCCAUUUUUGAGGGUCUGACUUUCGUAAGACACUGGCGGGCCCAGUGUGAGGUUUUUUUCUGAAGCUUUUUGGGGUUGGGGCUUUUCAGCUGUUUUUGGGGUACGGAUUGGUUCUCUUGUGUGUGUGCUUUGACAGGGCUGCUUCUUUCCUCCCUUUUUUUUUCAAGUCAAAUAUCUGUGCUUCCUUCUUCAAUCCCUUUACUACCAUCUCCAAAAAAUGCCCUACUCGACAACUGGAUUGAUUCAUCACGCGAGCAGCACUUCUCCCGCGGACCUAUUGGCCAACGCUCGAGAGUUUAUAAAAGAUAAGCUAUACUUUACUUGGCUCUCUCAGCAUCCCGCACAAUACCCGUCCGUUCAUUUCUUCACAAUCGAUCAUGUACUUGUUUACAUCAACUUUUACUCGGACUUUGGACCAUCAAAUUUGGCUCAUGUCGUAAGGUUCUGUGACUUGAUUGUUGAAAAGAUGAAGAAUCCGAGAACUGCCGACAAGAAGCUGGUGCUCUAUUCCUCCCAUGAUAGUGAUAAGAGGGCGAAUGCAGCCUUCUUGAUCUGUGCAUACAUGUUAAUCGUCCAUCGCCAAACCCCUGAAGAAGCCUUUCGUCCUCUUCUCGGCAUCCAACCGCCCUUUCUGCCGUACCGUGACGCUGGGUACGGUGCGGCGACAUAUCAUAUCACAAUCCCCGACUGUCUCCGUGGUCUUCACAAGGGCCUCACCCUUGGUCUCCUAGAUUUGGAUUCGGUAGAUGUAGAGGAAUAUGAGUUUUACGAAAAAGUGGAGAAUGGUGAUUUUAAUUGGAUUACCAACAAGUUUAUCGCACUUGCUUCGCCCAAGGAUGAUCCAGCUCCACGUACGUCCAGUGGAUUCCAGCAACAUCAUGCAGCACUUCGGACUGGAACUGGGUGGGCUAGCGGGUUUGCGGGGCUGUUGGCGAGGAAUAAUGCAGUUGCUCCGCAGCGAGCAGCAAAACCCAGUAAAUUCCAUCCAGCCUAUCGAAUCGAUGAUUUGAUAAAAUACUUGAAAGAGCGGGGAGUGACGACAAUUAUUCGGUUGAAUAAUCGGACGUAUGAUCGUACCAAGUUUGUGCAGGCAGGGAUCGAGCAUGUUGAGCUGUAUUUUCCGGAUGGGACAACACCGCCAGAUGGUGUUUUGAUGAGAUUUUUGGAGAUUUGCGAGAAUCGACCUGGAUCGAUAGCAGUACAUUGCAAAGCCGGUCUUGGGCGAACAGGGACUCUCAUUGCAGCGUAUUUGAUGAAGCACUACAAAUUCACGGCGUCGGAAGUGAUCUCGUUCCUGAGGAUUGUGAGACCAGGGAGUGUUGUUGGGCCGCAGCAGAAUUACUUACAGAGCAUGCAAGCCAAACUCUGGAAGCUCCAUCCAUCCGGAACACUUCCUCCACAAAUCUCCCUCCUCAAACCCCCGACAUAUCCUUCCCUCCGACGGUGGCCAAAGCCAUCGAUCGAGCCUCCAUCUAAUACAGUUACAGAUCAAGUGGAGGACGACGUUCAAGAGGAACUCGAAACAGAGGCUGUAAGACUGGAUGAAGAACGAGGAGAGAUUGAAAAGGCCUUAAGAGAAGCUGGCAGGAUGCGUGGAACAGCAGGCGAGAAGUUGGAGGAAAUGGCCAUUCCAUUGCAGCCGAGAAAGCAUAUUGGAAGGGAAGAUGAGAAGGACAGGGAGAAGGAAGUGCGAUCUCAAGUUCAAGCAGCGAGGGAAUUGGCAUUAAAGCAAACAGAGAACCAACGACGUACUUCUCCAACGCACGUCUCCCAAACAAAACCUCUGUACAAUUACACAACCACUACCACCACUCCAAUAUCCGCAGUAACCGCAUCGUCGCGCACUCACACACCUCGCUCCAUACCAGAAAAGGAACGUGAAAAGGACUCUCGAUCCGCAAAAUCCCCGCCAGUAAAGGAUUUUGUUGUCGUAGGAAGGAGCCAGACGCCCGUAAGAGGGGUUAGAAAUAAUGGAUGGGAGAAGGAGGGUGGGAGGUAGUGCUUGUGUGUAUUUUAUCGGUGUGAGAAUUCUUGUUGUAGGUGCUAUUUAAUAGGCGAGCAUGGGGGACUUUCACACUCUUGUUUUACGC